CAGAGCUGUGGUCAGAGACUCGCCGAGGGGUCCUCAUUCUAGACGCUGCAAAAUAAACUGUGGUAUUUGGAGACCAUGGCUGCAGACCCACUCUCGGAGCUUCAGGAUGACCUGAACUUGGAUGAUACCACCCAGUCCCUCAGCCAGCUCAAACUGGCCUCCAUAGAUGAUGAUAAGAGCUGGCCAGCAGAUGAAGCCCCUGCUUUCCCCAAAUCGGAGGACUGCAAAGGCUCCCCUGAAGCCGUCACUCACCUGCAGUGGGAUGAUCCCUACUAUGAUAUCGCCAGGCACCACAUUGUGGAAGUAGCAGGUGAUGACAAAUAUGGAAGGAAAGUAAUUUUGUUCAGUGCCUGCCGGAUGCCCCCAAGCCAUCAACUUGAUCACGUGAAACUGCUGGGGUACCUGAAAUUCACACUGGACCAGUAUGUGGAGAGCGAUUACACGCUGGUGUACCUACACCAUGGCCUGACCAGUGAGAACAAGCCAUCCCUGAGCUGGCUGCGGGAUGCCUACAGGGAAUUUGAUCGCAAAUACAAGAAGAACAUCAAAGCCUUGUAUAUUGUGCACCCAACCAUGUUCAUCAAGACCCUGCUGAUUCUCUUCAAGCCUCUGAUCAGCUUUAAGUUUGGACGAAAGAUUUUUUAUGUGAACUUCCUUAGUGAGCUGGAGGAGUAUGUGAAGCUGGAACAGUUGGGGAUCCCAAGCCAAGUGCUGAAAUACGAUGAAUAUCUGAGAUCUCUGCAGAAACCUUCACAAGUGCCCCAGAAGCCAACACCCCCACGCCCACCACUGCCAAACCAGCAGUUUGGAGUCUCGCUCCAGCACCUCAGGGAGAAGAGCCCUGAUCAGUCUCCUGUUCCUCUGGUGGUCAGAGACACCAUUGCUCAUUUGCGGGAGCAUGCUCUUUCUACAGAGGGGAUUUUCCGGAGAUCAGCAAAUACACAGGUUGUCAGAGAGGUCCAGCAAAAAUAUAACAUGGGUGUGCCUGUAGAUUUCCAGCAGUAUGAAGAUGUCCACCUCUCUGCUGUGAUUCUCAAGACCUUCUUGAGGGAGCUACCCGAGCCUCUCCUUACUUUUGGCCUCUACAGCCAUGUUGUCAGCUUUCAGAGUGUGGAGGAGGAGAAUCGCGUGGACCUUGUUCGCAAAACACUCCAGACACUGCCAGAAGAAAACUAUGAAGUACUCCGUUUACUGACAGCCUUUCUGGUGGAGGUCUCUGCUCACAGUGACAGAAACAAGAUGACAAACACCAACCUGGCCGUUGUGUUUGGCCCAAAUCUGCUGUGGGCCAAAGAUGUAGCCAUCACCCUAAAAGCCAUCAACCCCAUCAACACCUUUACCAAGUUCCUGCUGGACCAUCAGAAGGAGCUCUUUGUGGAUGUGGAGGCCUGA
This is a messenger RNA of Mesitornis unicolor (brown roatelo), 1392 nucleotides long. RefSeq names its product Rho GTPase activating protein 1 (gene ARHGAP1). The record is from RefSeq and is a predicted model, not a curated record. Gene Ontology annotation, biological process: negative regulation of endocytic recycling; small GTPase-mediated signal transduction. The transcript has 13 exons. Bases 76 to 1392 code for a protein of 438 amino acids. Gene Ontology annotation, cellular component: cytoplasm. Lineage: Eukaryota; Metazoa; Chordata; Aves; Mesitornithiformes; Mesitornithidae. Gene Ontology annotation, molecular function: GTPase activator activity.